CUCCGGUCCUCAUUCACUACGGUUUGUCCGAGUUCGCAGUGUCUCUGUGCGGUGUAUUUUUUUUACUCCUCCACAAACAGCGUUGCCUUUUUCCUCCUCCGGAGCCUCCGCGAGCUGAGCGUCUUUAUGAGCGUGCGGCGUUCAGGUGCGCGGACGAGCUUCGUUUUGGUGAACUUCGCCUGUUUUUGCCUGGAGGGGUGUGCUUUUGCACAAUCUACCUGAAUUGUGCGCCUCACCCUUGCACGCCUUCAGCCCCUCUCGACUAUGGAUUUGGUUUGGAUUGCGGGCUUCGUGAGCGUCUGCGCCUGGUUUGCGUCAGCGGAGCGACACAGCGUCUACUGGAACGGCACGAACCCAAAGUUUCUGUGGAACGACUACACGGUGGAGGUGAAGCUCAACGACUACCUGGACAUCGUGUGCCCCCAUUACCCCGAGGGGGAGUUGCCGUCGCAGGACGCCGAGCGCUACGUGCUCUACAUGGUGGAGCGGGAGGACUACGAGACCUGCAAGGCCCAGUCGUACGAACAGAUGCGCUGGGAGUGCGGGCACCCGUUCGCGCCUCACGCCCCCGAGAAGUUCUCCGAGAAGUUCCAGCGUUUCACCCCAUUUACGCUGGGAAAAGAGUUUCGCCAAGGAGAAAGCUACUAUUAUAUCUCCAAGCCGUUGCACCACCAUGGAAAGGAGUGCCUCAGGCUUAAGGUGGACGUCGUAGCAGCUGACGGCUCUCAGGAGGCCAGAGUGGCUAAGGGAGGCACGGCUGAGGCUGGAGUUGGAGCUGGGGGCGGGGUUCACAACCCGUCCAACAGACUGCCUGCAGCGGACGACCCAGUGGUAAACCUGCCAGACGUCCAAAAGAGCGUCCGGACGAUCUCCUCCGCAGCAGUUGCGUCCCUCUCAAGCCUCUCAUUGCUAGUCCCAUUUUCAUUACUGCUAUUGUUGCACUGAGGACAUGAAAGGACUGCAGUUGGCAGACGCUUUCUUUUCAGGGACUACAAUGAAGACAGUCCAUGGGGGGAAAAGAACCACAGACUCCAAAAGACAGGUUUCCGUGCCCAGUGCUGGCCACAGGGAGAGACUUGUAAAGUACGGAUUGACUCGCUUGCACAACAUGUGCUGAGGAACUCGUGAGCGUUCGAGACAGAGCGUGUGUGCUUUUUUUUUUUUUUUUUUUAAUUCUUUU
Betta splendens (Siamese fighting fish) is the source of this 1180-nucleotide messenger RNA. It is a transcript of the gene efna1a, whose product is annotated as ephrin-A1a. Gene Ontology annotation, cellular component: plasma membrane. The transcript has 5 exons. NCBI's taxonomy places the organism in Eukaryota, Metazoa, Chordata, Actinopteri, Anabantiformes, Osphronemidae. Gene Ontology annotation, molecular function: ephrin receptor binding. Bases 265 to 945 code for a protein of 226 amino acids. The record is from RefSeq and is a predicted model, not a curated record. Gene Ontology annotation, biological process: axon guidance; ephrin receptor signaling pathway.